Messenger RNA from Drosophila bipectinata, 2514 nucleotides. RefSeq names its product ecdysis triggering hormone receptor (gene ETHR). The record is from RefSeq and is a predicted model, not a curated record. Lineage: Eukaryota; Metazoa; Arthropoda; Insecta; Diptera; Drosophilidae. Gene Ontology annotation, molecular function: thyrotropin-releasing hormone receptor activity. Gene Ontology annotation, biological process: G protein-coupled receptor signaling pathway. Gene Ontology annotation, cellular component: plasma membrane.
GUGAUUGGCCAUUGCGCGAUAUACAUUCCGAUUGCCGCAGGACGACGAGACCGAAAUUGCCGAGGGGCAGCCACGGCGUCGCCGCUGUGGCCAGGAUUGGGCAGCUCCGGCUCCAGCUCCAGUUCCAGCUCCCACGGCUGACCGACAUUGGCGUAGGCCCAGGCUCCAGGAUCUGGCUGCUGCUGCUGCUCCUGGUGCUGCCCGUGCUUCUACUGCGCGCCCAAGAUGCCCUCCCCGCCGGUCCAUCUGCAAACACGUCGUCGGAGCACGCUGGGCUAUCCCGUGGCGCUCCUAGUGGCGGCCAUGGCCCACACCACCCAGCUCAUAGUGUUCCAGCCCACGGGAACUUCACAGCCGCAACAGCCGCAACAUCACUCGUCACAGUCUCCACAGAAGUUGUCGCCGCAUCUGCAGCAACAACAGAAACAUCUACAGCCCAGGACAAUGCCGAUGAUGCUGAGCAGAUGCUGCCACAAAUUCCGCCGUAUAUCCGCACAACCGCCAUGUUCUUCUGCAUAGUCAUAAUGCUGCUGGGAGUGGUGGGUAAUGUAAUGGUGCCCAUCGUGAUUGUGAAGACGAAGGAUAUGCGCAACUCCACGAACAUCUUCCUCACCAAUCUGAGCAUUGCCGACCUGCUGGUACUUCUCGUCUGCACGCCCACCGUCCUCGUGGAGGUUAACACCCGGCCAGAGACCUGGGUACUGGGCCAUGAGAUGUGCAAGGCCGUGCCGUUCGUGGAGCUGACGGUGGCCCACGCCAGUGUCCUGACCAUUCUGGCCAUCUCGUUUGAGCGCUAUUACGCAAUCUGCGAGCCAUUAAAGGCCGGCUACGUCUGCACCAAGGGGCGGGCCAUCCUCAUCUGCGUCCUGGCCUGGGGCAUCGCUGCUCUCUUUACGAGCCCUAUUCUGUGGGUGGCCGAGUACAAGCUGGCCGAGUACAUUGACGGAUCCUCGGUGGCCGUCUGCCUCACCCAGGCCAUCACCGACUGGACGGUCGCCUUCUUCCUGAUGACCAUCUCCGUAUUCUUCGUCCUGCCCUUUGUGACCCUGGUGGUGCUGUACGGCAUCAUAGCCAAGAACCUCGUCUCCAACCGGGGCGCCAUGCUGCGGGCCCGGCCAACGAAGCCGGAGCUCAGUCUGAGGGCCCGCAAGCAGGUGGUCCUGAUGCUCGGCGCCGUGGUGCUGUCCUUCUUCGUCUGCCUGCUGCCAUUUAGGGUACUCACCCUCUGGAUCAUCCUGAGCUCGGACCAGACGCUCCAUGACCUCGGUUUGGUGCGCUACUACAGCCUCCUGUACUUUUGCCGGAUUAUGUUAUACCUCAACUCGGCCAUGAACCCCAUCCUCUACAACCUGAUGUCGACGAAGUUUAGGCGGGGAUUCGGAAGGCUUUGCCAGGAUGCUGGAAGAUUAAUCCUUGAAUUGGUUACCUUUGGACGCAAGGAGGUUUCCGUCCGCGGUCGGAGUGGCACGCUAUCGCUGGGAUUGGGAACGAAUACUAACACCAAUACCAAUUCUUCCAAUGCCACUGCAGCUACAAGUUCUAGCAUCCUUUCGAGAAGCUCCAAUCGACGCUGCAGCGAGGACAUCAGUCGCACCCGCCUCAAGAUCGAGAUGCAAAUGCCUUUUGGCAGCGAUCUGGAGGCCAUGGCCAUGUUGCAGCACUCGGCGCUGGGAAAGAAGAUGGCUCGAAGACAAAGCGAUACACAUCUAAUGGGUCUAAGGAAACCACAACCGCGACGCCAGAAGCCGCAAAUCAGUUUCGAUGAGGAGGCGCUAGAGGGGAAAUAUAUAGCCGUUGAUGAAGAGAAACUAAAAUCCUCAGGAGAAAAUCCGGCCUGACGGGGAAAGCGUGAAAAAUCGCCUGUAACCCGUUUACACACUCGCUUCACUUGGCUGGAAUGUGUUGAUGGUUGAUCCUGGCAUCCUGACAAAUCCCCGCAUCCUAAACGCAAGCAUAAUCGAUUUCAGUCAACCGUUGACAGCUCACCAAGUCGGAGUUAGAGCCCGGACUCCGGAUCCUUGGACAUUUCCGAACAAAAAACAAUCAAUUUUUCGGGCUAUUAAACUCGAAUGAAUGUGCCAAAGAUAAAUAACAGCAACGACAGCUGAAUAGCACUACAACUACAACUAGACCCAUAGAUUGGUCAGAGUUUCGGAUAAAAAUUGAUAGUGGGCUUGUGGGCCUGGAAGCCAUUAAACGGCGUAGGAAACGGCACGGAGGCACGGCAAAUGGAAAUGGCUUAAUAUGCGUAUGCGGCCGGGAACCCCAUCAAAGAGGCGGAUAAACAUGAUUUAGGUGUAUUGAAAUAGUUUCCUUAAGCCGGCGCCCUGGCCUAUCAAAAUGGCCGCCAUUAUUACACGAGCGGCCAUCACCGGAUGGUCCGGACUCCGGAUAGAAAAAACUGUUGCCUACUUUGUGGCAGGUCGAAUAAAAAGCUUAGCUCAAUAUGCACAUGUAAACACAGUUGUACAUACAAUCCAUGCACACACACACACACAAAUACAAAGAACAUAC